Messenger RNA from Brassica rapa (field mustard), 9463 nucleotides. RefSeq names its product CLAVATA3/ESR (CLE)-related protein 45. The record is from RefSeq and is a predicted model, not a curated record. NCBI's taxonomy places the organism in Eukaryota, Viridiplantae, Streptophyta, Magnoliopsida, Brassicales, Brassicaceae.
GUUUCUUUGAAGACAAGAAAGAUACUCUGAAUCUUCUUGUCUGCCUAAGAGCAGAAAUGCUGGGUACAAGGAUGAUGCUUUUACUUCUUGUCUGCAUAGGAUUACUAUCAGAGCACAGAUAUAAUGUCUCAGCCUUGAGAAACAAAGAGUUUUUCCACAGACAAUCACAAGGAGACAGAGCUGGAGUUCAUCCAGGUGAAAUUGCUAAGCUAAGGAGCAUCAAUAGGCACAACUGUGAAGAUCAAGUAAUGCUCAGUGGAAACCGGCGCUUACUUGAGGAGGUUAACAAGAAUGAAGUUAAGCCUGGGAAGACACAAGAACAAACGAAUAUGACAACGAAGUCCUUCCAAUCAAGCAAGAGACGGGUAAGACGAGGAUCCGAUCCUAUCCAUAACAAAUCCGAGCCAUUUUCUUGAGUGGCACAACGACAAUCAACUACAGAACAAGGCAAAAUUCUAUAGAAAAUAAAGGGAAGAAAAAAACAGGCUCAACAAUCAACCUUAUCAAGCUGGAGGUAGGUUAGUUGGUAUGCAUAACAGCACUGCCUGUUCAGAUACACAUGGAGAAUAUAUAUUUUGUUCUUCAAAAUAUUUCUUGGACUAAGUCUUCUUCACUCUUUUGUUUGCAAUAGUUCUUCUAAGUUUUGUUCUUUUCUGCAUUGCUCCAAAAACAUAUCUUGUGUAUAUACAAUAUCUCUAAAGUUUUGAUUAUACUUCACUGUCACAUUUGAACUUAUAAGGUAACCAUUCUAUUUUUCUAACAAAACCGACUUAUCAACCACUGAAAACGAAAAAUCCAAGAAAAUUAAAGUUUUCUAAGCAAAGUUCUAACUGCUGAAAGAAACCUAAGGAUUCCACAUGAAAGUACUAGACUGCUAAGUCCUAAUAAGACCAAUAUUUUAGACCAAUAUCAAAUAGGCUAAAAUGAGAGAGUGAGAGAUUAGAGCCAACUCUCUCUAACCGAGCUAGUUGAAUUGACCACGGCCAUUGCAACCUCCUCAACUGUGUUUGCCUCGUCCUCCAACUGUAGUACAUUUCAUUUCUUGAAAUUUUUUGAUGGUUUAAUCUGUGUUCCUCCUCUGCUCCUUAGUGAAUAAGCAUCUUCAUAGACCGACUUCCUUUGCUCAACUGAAGCAAGCUAGCGAAGACUUAAGGUUCUAAUUUAACUUCUGGAAAAUUAACCACCUCCCCCUUCUCAGCAUUAUACUCGUAUGGUGAGUAACAUAUUUGGAAAUUUUUGGAAGUGUUUCAGCAUUAACCACUGAUGCAAGCAGUGCCAUUCACGACGGUUCAGUCCAGAGAUUAAUCAUUGUUUGCUUAGUUUAGUUGUUAGGCUCGGUCCAAAGAUGUUUUGUGCUCGACAAUUUAUUUCUUACAAUAGUGCUUGACGGUAAAAGUUGAAAGAAUCCAUAAACAAAAUUUGCGUGGUAAAAAUACAUGUGCUGAUGUCUACGAAAUUUUGGCUAGUAUGAUCAGAGAAGGCCCUUAAAUUUAAGGGAUUAACUGUUUAUCAUAAACAUUUAGUGUAAAAUCCAGUGAAAAUUUGUUUAGAAUUUGACAGCUAUAAACCAUAUUUAUAUUAAUUCUUUAAAAUUUGGAAUCAUGCACAGAACCGGACAUGACUAUAUAUGAUAUGUAUUAGUCGUGUUAUUGUGUUACCACCUAACCUCUUAUUUGUUACUGUGCUAAUGCUAACAGAAAACAAACCAAACAAAUAAAGUUCAAAAACAUAUGGUGAUAAAUGAUUAAUAAUUGUUUAUGGUUUUCCUAAAAAAAAACAAUAAUAAUGUUUAUGGUCGCCAAUUUAAACAAACUUUACAAGGUGGAAAAUGUGAUGAUAUGUAUAUGAUUUUAGCAUUCUAUAGUUAUUUAUUUGUAAGAGUUUUUUUUUUAUGUUUUUUCGAAAUAUUUUUUUUGACAAUGCCGCAGUUAUAGUGUUCAUAUAUCAUCAUGUUUCCGACGUUACAAAUAUCAAUAUCAAUUUUCUUUUAAAAAUAGAUAUAGAUGUAAACGUUACACCAAAAUGAUCCCCUGAUUAUAUGACAUCUAAAAUUUAGUCUACACUUUACUUUUUCUUCCAAUUUGAGUGGCCGAAUUGCGUGAUGCGCGUGCCAGUUUGGUCAUUGAUAAGAUCGUUAGGACAUUGUUAUAAUCCGUAUUUAUGAUGACCCUGGAUUUUUUAAUCAAUCACAAAUCAGUUUAAAAGAUCCUAAUUGUAAAAGUAAGUGAAUAAACUGUUAAAUCAUCAGUGUCCUGUCAACGAAAUUAUUAGAAGAAUUAUACACUUUUUUUUUUUUGUCACAACUAAACUUCAUUUAAAGAUUAAACUGGGUUCAUUACAAGGUUUCUUAACACCUGUUUGGCUAAGCCAUCCACGUUAGAAACAGAAGAUCUACUGACCCAAUAAAAGGAAACAGAAACAAAGGCUAAAGAUAGAGAGUUGAUGUCGCUGAGGAUUCCGUGCAAAUCUGAAACAUUUGAGCCAUCCUUGAUUGCCGUCAUCAGUUUACUUGAAUCAGACUCGAAAGAGAUUUGUUUGAAAUCCAACGAAAUCGCUGCCUCCAUCGCAGCCAGUACCGCCAACCCCUCCGCCACAAGGGGUGUUUUAACAUUUGCAAAAGUUUGGGACCCUGAACAGAGAUGUUCCUUCCCACUGCCUACAAAUUCCCACGCCACACCCGCCUGGUGUCCUUCCCUGCUCCACGCCGCAUCAGACCGGCAGAUUAUCUCGUUCCUUGGUCCUUCCCAUUCAGACCUGAUCCUUUUUACUCCUUGUUCCGCUACCGGUUGAGCUUGGUGCCACUCUCUUGCUAAGCGAACAGCUCUAUUCAUCACUUCAAGGGGACAUGUCUUUUCCUCUCUGAAUAUACGAUGGUUCCUUGCUAGCCAGAUGCUCCAGACCGUCCAAGCUGCCAAAUUUUCAGAGAGAACUCCAGUGGGAGGGAGACAGAUGAUGCGCUUGACUCGUCUCCAUCCCUCCGCAAAAUUUGUCACAUUAUCAAGGUUUAUUUCAACCUUACUAGGGAAUUUUCUCCAAACCUCUCUUGCUGAUGGGCAGAGGAAGACCAUGUGAAUCACAGUUUCCGCUUCCUCGCAGUUGAUACAUUUCGGGUUUGGGAUGAUCUGUCUAGCUGCAAGUCGUUCACUUACAGGCAAGGCGUUAUGGGAAGCCUUCCAUAACAGGAGCUUCAUCUUUGGUGGGAUAUUAAGUUUCCAUAAGUCCUCGAUCCAUCUACUGUUAAUGCCCCUCUCUCUUUGCGUUGUUGGAUUCGACGCUCUUCUUUCCAGAGCUGCUACAUACCCUGUUUUGGCUGUAUACUCCCCUGCUGGGUUCCGGAGCCAUAUUCUUCGAUCUGGGCCUCCUUGUCUGCUUGUUUUUAUACUCAUGAUUGAUUCUCCCAGCUCCGGUAGUAGUCGCUCUACCUUUUCCUCGUCCCAUUUUUGAGUUCCCUCCUGGAAUAGAGCCUUUACCAUCAUAUCUUUUGAUGCUUCUGUUGCUGGGCCCAUAGGUCUCUGUAUACAUUCGGUCGACAGCCAGGCAUCGUCCCAGAUUCUCACUGACUCUCCAUCCCCUAUGGCCCAGCCCAAGUGUUCUGCCAUUAGGUCUCUCCCCACCAAGAUGCCUCGCCACCCGUGAGAACAUCCCGUCGCUGCUUCAACCUCUAGGAAAGGUUUCUCGUUAUAAUCCGUAUUUAUGAUGACCCUGGAUUUUUUAAUCAAUCACAAAUCAGUUUAAAAGACCCUAAUUGUAAAAGUAAGUGAAUAAACUGUUAAAUCAUCAGUGUCCUGUCAACGAAAUUAUUAGAAGAAUUAUACACUUGUUAUUAUUAUUGUGUGGUCAAACAGAGUCGAUAGUUGUGACUUGGAUUCUAAUUAGGCAUGAUUGAUGACUAGGUUUGUAAUAAAAGAUAAAACGUAAAACCUACUGAUAUUCAUUAUUGCUGCACGCAGAGAGUACUUUUAUCGGCAGUGGUUUGCUAGCUUAUGAUAAAUAAAUUCACAUUUACAUUAAUUCAAGAGAGUAUGCUCUAAACUAUACAUUAAUGAAUUGGAAGCAAUAUCAAUUUAGGUUUCUGUUUAAGUAACACCCAAAUAUUCAUCAAUAAUGUUUGAUUUCUUUGUAACUCUAUAAAACAAUUUGAUUUAAAAAGCAAUGUCUACAAUUUAACAGUAACAUUACAUAACUAAAAUUGUUCAUAGUAAGUAGUUCAUUUCAACCCCAAGACAAAAGGGCGUGCCACCCACGCGCCCCAACAUCUCUCUCUGAAACCCUUCGUCUCGAGAGCAGCCGCCGUUGUUUUCAACUCGCCUCUCCGGCGCCUCUCGGCGUUGUGAGAGGGCCACUGUCGCUCCCAUAUGUCCAUCUGCUACUCCGUCAUGGGUCCGGUCGGUGAAUCAGCGCUCUGUUUCUGGUCUUGACUAGCGUUCUCCAUCUCUUCGAUUGAAGGACUCGCCGUGCUGAGAGAGCUCAGAUGUUGGUGCUUCUAGCGACUGUACCGCAUCUUCGCAGCCUCUCCUCAUCAGUUCUUGCGCCGCCUCUCCGUCCACCGCAAAACCCUAAUGGUUUGGUUUAAAUUGUCGCUGUGAAAGUUGUCUUAUCUGUCAAGGGUCAUUUGGGUGUGCACCACUACGAGCUCGUGGUCUCGGGACUUCAGACUCAGGAUUGGAGGCGGCUUGUUCGUCUCUCCAUGGGUCAAGCUUAGGUGUUUGAUAUUGAGUGUAGCUUUAAUUAGCUCCUCAUCCCUCCUUUGUGUCGGAUUUGGUGUUGCUUGGUUGUCUGGGUUUUGAUUGUAGGUUCAGCUGAUACGGGUAGUGGAGGUGGAGGCUCUUCGUUUUCUUGGUGUUUCAGGGUUUCACUUUGUUCCUAGAGGAGGUAGUAAGGCUCGGAAGUGGUGAUGCUGCCCCUUUCUCUUCACCGGCUUAGAGGACGAGCGUGGUUGAGGAAGUUGAGCGCUAUUAAGCUUCUGUGGUUAGUGUUGUCCUGUCUUUUGUCGGAUCUUGGCUCAGACCGUGUCCCAGCUCGGACCUUGAGGGCAGUCUUUGAGCGGGCUUGUGUUUGUUCUUUUGAGAGAUGACAAAUUGUCCAGGUAGCCGGAUGAAUCAGCUUCUUGUGAGUGUUGUGCUUUCUCGUUCACUAGUCUUCGGUCCUCUCCCUUUAAACCUGUCUCGGCUUGUCUUCUCGCUCGGACUUCUCAAGUUUGUAUCAUUACUUUUGGUCAUGUUCGCUCCAACGCAGAACGGCUAAAGUAUUGAUUGAUUUUGUUUCCAUGUUUUUACUUUUUUUGCCGUGGAAACAAGUUUUGAGAUCUUCUAGUUGUUAAUCACAUCUUGUAAAAUCUCAACUUUCAUUAUGAAAUGAUAUUUACAAUUUAGCAAAAAAAAAAAAAAGUAAGUAGUUCAUUUUUUUAAUUCUCAUUUUGGAACCAAGAUAACGAUGUAUCAAGGUUAAAACUCCAAUUUUGAACAAUUUUUUAUCAUUAUUUAAAAGAACAAAAGAGAAGAAGACUAGAAGCAUAAAUAUUGUGAAAUACUUUUUUGAAAGAAAAAAGUUGAAAGAGAUAUCCACGUUUAUUAUUCUAACAAGCGAAGCUACGAAGUUGGAUAGGCUCAAAUACUUGGACAUAACUUUUUGACUGCAACUGUAUCCUCAUUUUUGGAUAAAAUACUUUUGAAUGAUUUAUUCCAUUAAUUCAGAUAUUAUUUUACAUGUACUUAAAUCAGAAUGAAAUAAUCAUUCACUAGUUCCACAAAAAUAAACAAAAUGUAAAAAGAAUUAUUCCAUAAUAAUUUUGAUGAGAAAUACAUGAAAUGAUUUUAUUCCUUUUCUAUUACUUUCAUAUUGUUCCAGUCAAACUUUUUCGGUCAAAUUCCUCUUCUAGUUACCAUUUACAAGUUUAUGUAAUUUAUAAAUACAUCAUGUUCAUGGUCGACUAUUGAUCAUUAAACUAAAUUUCUGAAAUAUUUAAUUUUGGUUUGAUAAGAAACCGAAUAAUCAGUUCAAAAAAGAAAAACUGAAUAUUAGAAAGAGUAUUUUACAUGGGUUCCUUCAAAUUGAUGGUUACUUUCAUUCUUGUUGCUAUGACGACCAUUUCAUGUGAUUUUUUUAAUGGUAUAUGUUUUUCUUCUCAAAAAAUAUCUUACACACAUAUAUAUAUGAUUUAUAUCCCUCUCUAAUUUUUUUUUUAAUGAUUUAUAGUUGAAACGGGGAUUUUUGUGGAAGCUGCGGCUCCGAAAUGUGGACCAGAUUGUACUGAAAAAUUCUUAAAUCAAGACUGCUAUAAAUACUGUGUAGAAUUGUCUUAUAAAAACGGUGUUUGCGUUCUAUCCGAAGGAUUUCCUUCUAAAAUUUCUACAUAUUGGUGUUGUUGUCUAAAUUUUUAAAUAUGUAAUAGUCCUCUCUGAUCAAUAUGUUGUUUCCUUAAGUCUUUAACUAUGGUGUUCUCUUUUUCAGUGGAAAGAUCAAAUAAGUGUGAACUUGAUGUCUUCCGUUAACGUUUCACGUAUUUUUUUGUUUCAGAUAGAAUUGUAUCUGGAAAUGUUGGUGUAUUUUCAUGUUUUUGAUGAUCCCUGAGACCAGUUAAUAAUCUAACUAUUUUUGUUGUUAUCUAUUAAUAAUAGCAAUUUCAAUUAAUUCUAAAGGUUGUGAAUCUCAUUUAUGUUGAAAGGUUCUGUCAUUUAAUUCUAAAGGUUGUGAAUCCCAUUUAUCUAAUAUUAUAUCAAAAUAAAAUAUUUUUAUCUACAUAAAAUUUGUUAAAAUUUUAUUAUUGUACAUUUUAAAAGUUUAUUAUACCGCAAAAUAUACAUUUUAUUAUUUUGAAACAAUUUAUCCUACUUGUAAUUUACAUUAUAUUUUAUAUCUUUAACUUUAACAAUUGUAGAAAAAGUCAUUUUAUUGAUAUUUCUUACUCAAUUUAUCGCAAUAUUUUAAAAACACAUAAAACUAAUUAGCUCACAUUUAUAAUAACACAAAAAAUACAUGCAUCUUGACAAAUAAAUAAAAUUAAAUACAUAAGAAUAUAAAAAAAACAAGAACACAACAAACACAUUUUAUUAUUCUUCCCUCCUGUUUUUUAUUUAUGUCUCCUUUAUUUUUUGACUAUUCAAAACAAGCAUACUAAUUUUAUUAUAAUCAAAGCUAUAUGAACAAUAUUAAUAGAGUAUUAACUCUAGGAAAAGCAUGUGAAAAAUACUUUGAUUAAUUUAAUUUUAAAUAACUUACUAUAUAAUAAUUCUAAAUAAAUUACCAUAUAAUAUAAUUUUAAGUGACUUACCAUAUAAUAAUUUUAAUUCAUCUGUUUAUAUUAAUAGAUGAAUUAAAUAACAUUUAUUGAUUAAUAUAAUUUUAAAUGAUUUACCAUAUAAAUUUUAUGUUUAAAAAUAUAAAAAAUAUUUUAAUCAUUUCUAAAAGUGAUAACUUAUCUAUGAUGUCACAUUGUCAUUGAAAAAUGAUGAAAAUUUUUUAAAAUUACAUAUUUGAUUGUUUUGCAUUCAUUUGAAACGUGUUAGAAUAUAUACAUAUAUAGUGAAUGAGUGAGUUUAAUUAAUAUUAUUAGUUUUACAUUAAUUAUUUUUCUGGAAUCUAUGAUUUAUUGUAUUCACUACUAAUAUAAAUAUAUUAAAAACUGUUUUAUAAUUGUUUAUGUAGUAUCAUUUCUAUUUAAAUGUAUAUUAUCAAUAUAUAUAAUGUAAUCUAUGAUAUUUAAUUGUUUUUAUAAAUAAAUUAUAUUACUUUAUCUAUAUUUAAGAUGUUUAAUUGUAUGUUUGGAAACAUAUAUUAGAUUAGGUAAUUGUAGGGUUAGUUUCCUUUUAAAACUUUAAUUAAAUAAAUAAAAAAACUAAAAACCAUCAAUCAAUAAAAUUAUAACAAUUAAUUGAAAAUCUCUCAUAUGAGCGACACAUCAACAUAAAUCACUUUAGUGACUUCUCAAUUAGUAUAUAGGAGGAUUUUUUUUAAAAAACAAUUCCUAAUUACAUUAAAACACCUUCUUAAGAGCCUGCAUUAAUCAUGGUCUUAGGACAUUGUUAUAAUCUGUAUUUAUGAUGUUGUUUGAGUCUUUGACCCAUGAUCUUUUAAUCAAUCAUAAAUCAGUUUAAAAGACCCUGAUUGUAAAAGAUAAGUGAACAAAUUGUUACAUUGUUAAUGUCCUGUCGACGAACUACAAUAAAAACUUUAUAAAUUAAUAUUCGAUAAAUUAUAAAUAAUAUAAAUUAAUAUUUUUUUCCUUUUUCCGAGUUGGCGGUUCAAAAUAUAACACAAAUUGAUAAAACAAUAAGAUAAUAUUUUUUUAGAAAAUCAUAUAUAACUAUAUGGUCCCAUUAAAAUUAUAAAUUAACAAUCUAUCUAUAUAUAAAUUUUAUGUAAUUACAAACUAAACAUUACAUUGUUGGUUUUAUAUUCAUAACAAAAUUAGCUCUACUUUUCUUAAAAUAUCAAUAUAUUUUGAUAAUAUUUAGUAAAAUUAUAUCUAAAACCACAUUUGAAUUCUAUAAAACAUAAAAAUAUACAUUAAUAAUAUUAUAAAAAGUAUGAAAGUCUAAUUUCUAAAAUUUAAUUCAUGUAUAUACUGUAAAAUCAAAUAUUUUUUAUUUUAUAAAUAAAAAUAGUAAAAUAUCUAAAAAAAUGAACGUUUUUGUAAAUUAAUAACUCUAUAAACUAAUAAAUAACAUAGUUUCAACAUUAUUAACUGAUAGAUUUUUACUGCAUUAGCAGAAUUAUAGCUUAUUGUUAUUGUGUGGUCAAAUAGAGUCGAUAAUUGUGAUUUGAAUUCUAAUUAGGCGUGAUUGAUGAGUAGAUUUGUAAUAAACGGCAAAACAUAAAACCUACUGAUAUUGUUUUUUGGUCAAAGAAGAUAUUCUUUUAAUCAUCACUCUCCAUUUAUGGAGAAUUUGUGUACAUCAAUAGACAAUGAUCUGGAUGAGAAAUAAAUGAGAAGAUUUCAUUACUUUUUCUGUUAUGUUGAUAUUGAUCUAUUCAAACUAUUUACAGGGUUAUGCAAUUUAUAAAUACAUCAUUUUCAUGGUUAACUAAUGGACAUUAAACUAAAUCUCAGAAAUAUAAAAAAUUUGUUUGGUAAGAAACUGAGUAGUAGAAAGAGUAUUACAUGGGUUCUUUCAAAUUGAUGACUACUUUCGCUCUUGUUGCUAUGGCGGCCAUUUCAUGUGAUCUUUUCAAUGUUGAAACGGGGAUCUUUGUGCAAGCUGCGGCUCCGAUGUGUGGACGAGUUUGUUCUGAAAAAUUUGAAGAUGGAAAAUGCGAUAAAUAUUGUGUAGGAUUGUCUUAUAAAAACGGUUUUUGCUUUCAAUCCGAUCCUAAAAUUUCUACAUAUCGCUGUUGUUGUUCAUCAGACUAAAUGUGUAAUAUGUCCUCUCUCAUCAAAUAUGUUGUGUCCACAUAUUUAAUAUGUCUUUAACUAUGGUGUUCUCUUUUUCGGUGAAAAGAUCAAAUAAGUGUGAACUUCCGUUAA